AUGAAAUUCAAGCACCUCGCUUCGCUUGAUGCAACCGCCGACACUCGGCUCGCACCGUCUUGCCUACUGUUUAUCCCUGGAAUAGUGAAGUGCGCCUAUGUUCAAAUAAAAACAACAGUGCCGUCUUUUUUAAUAAUGGAGAAGUUUGAAUUUUCUUCACAAAGUGCAUCAACACCGCAAGAAAAGGUUGUAUUUUCAGGCCGUAUUUUCUAUAACGUUUAUAAAGAUGCAGAAUUUUUAAGAUAUACUGAAAAUAUAGACACAGUACUAUCUAAGAGUCAUGAGCUGAGACGAAAAUUGAAAGAUGUUGCUCCUGGUAAAAUACUCUUAAUUGACGGAAUGCGGCUGGAGAGGAAUACUCCAUUACUAGUGAAGAAAACGGGGCCAAAGGUAAAUGUGGAAAGUUUUGAGUUCACCGCAAAUAGACUUAGCGGAUUAGUUGCUGCAUACACUUUUGAAAACCGCCUCAGGUUGCCUGAUAUAAAGUCAAGUGAGGCCCUGUCACUAGGUCUCAAAUGGGAUAAUGGCAACACUGAGAAGUGUAAGCUUUAUUUGGCGGCCGUAAGCGGUUCAGAACAUUUCUACGAUCAAUUUUCUUACUGGCCGCUUAUUUGCGCAUUGAGAAAGCUGCAAAUGAAAAAGAUCACCGUCGAGCCCGUUGUGAAAAUGGCGAAAAUCAAGAACCAUGAGGGCGUGACAAUGGCUAAAGAUCUGACAAACAAUCUUGCAACGGUGUAUCGUCUUUGGCUGCAUUUUCCAGGUUGCUCCAAUGUUGACUACAAAAAAUUCAUACAAACUUGUCCCGAACAGCUAGCUAAUAUCUUUAGAGAUGAU
Iphiclides podalirius (scarce swallowtail) is the source of this 834-nucleotide messenger RNA. The record is from the annotation of a GenBank genome assembly. NCBI's taxonomy places the organism in Eukaryota, Metazoa, Arthropoda, Insecta, Lepidoptera, Papilionidae.